AGAAGCUCCAUUGCUGAGGAAAGCAGAGCGAAAAAGUAGAGGAUCGAUCCAAGAUUGCUUCUUUUCAGAUCCAGAAUACAAGAUCAGUUCAGCAGCAUUAAUCCGGAGGAUCACAAGGCGUAAUCCUGACACGGCACUUUGUGUUCUCGAUUCUCUUAUAUUCUGAUUCCUAACCUCUCCAAUUUUUAAUCAUUCAUUCUGUUUGUUUCUAUGGAGAAGCACAUUUGUCGAAUAUGCAGGCAAGGCUUCUCCGAUGGGAGAUCUCUUGAAGUUCACUUGUGGUCUCAUGUUGUGCUGAGCCCUUCCAUGAAGGAUGAAGACAAGCCGUUGGGUGGACAUGACCUUAGAAUCAACCCAAAGAAGUCGCAUCGGUUUGAGAUAGAGUGGCCGGAGACUAUUAAGGAUAAGAAACGUGCCAAGCUAGAGAAGGAUUCCUCUUCAUUGAAUGCUUCGUUUGGAAUGACCAGGGAAGAGCUCAUUCAUGGGGACAACGAUGAUGAUUUACGGAGCAGGGGAACUUACGAAGAGAAGGAAAUGCCGGGCCAACCUUAUAGUAAGUUGAGUAUGUAUUCAAUGCCGGUGAAGAAGAAGAGGACGGGGAGUGCACCAAAGGUUGCGAAUGCAUCAGUUUUUGAUUUCUCCUUCGAGAACUGCGAGGAGGAAGUGAAUGCUGCUCUGUCCCUGAUGAUGCUCGCAAGAGAACAUGCUAAUUUGAUAUAUGAUUCAAAUGAUAAGUUUUGUCUUACAAUUGGAUCUGGAAACAAAGUUCAUUCUUUUCCUUGUGAGGAUGGAGAUCAACAGUCCAAAAAGCUGAAGGUCUCAUUUUUUGCAAGUAGCAGUGAUUAUGGUGAUAUCAAUCCUGCUGUUCUUAAAAAUGAAAAGAGGAGUUUAUCAAUUCAAUGUGAUUCUGAAUCUGGAAAGCAGAGUUCUUGCAAUAGAAAAAGAUAUGGGUGCAACAUCUGCAACAAGAGCUUUGAUUCAUAUCAAGCUCUUGGCGGCCACCGCACAAGCCACAAUAAGGUGAGAGGAGAAUCUAAAAGAUUGAUUAAUCAUAAUAAGGAUUCUCAAACUGUUAAAAAAUCACCGAAGAACUUUGGAAACCACGUGUGCAACAUCUGUGCCAAGAAUUUUUCAUCUGGGCAAGCUUUAGGUGGUCACAAAAGAUCACAUUCUAUUGCGGCAGAUAAGUCCGCUGCUGCUGUUGUUGUUUCUAGUGCCAAUAAUAAUGCCGCUCAUCCUCAUCCAGCCCCAAUGGAGAUAGAACACAAAUAUUUGAAGUUGGAUUCGGUUGAUCUCAACUUGCCUGCAACUCAAAAUAAGUCUUAGGAAAUUUCUAAUGAAGUAUUGGCCGGUUUGAGGUAUCGGACAUUCUCUGGUGAAGUGUCAUUCUGACAAUCUCUAUGGUGAAAUGAUGAGUAAGAGUGCAAAUAAAAAAAAAAAAGUGGAUUGAUCCCGAAAGCUUAGAGAUUUUGAAGGAAAUUCUUCUUAUCAUUAUUACCACCAAAGAAGAAACUUUUUUUUUUUUUUCUAAUUUUUCAUAAAAAUAAAGUUCUCGGAUUAAUGAGAAUCUGAAGUCUAAAUUUGAAGUAAUUUAAAUGAUAAUUUAAUUUUUUAUUUUAGGGGUGAGAGAUUGGAAAAUAAGAGAUUUGUUGUGAAUGCUAAUGACAGAAGUCUCGCAACAACUAAUUUGGGAGAAUUUGGUGGCGGAACGUAGAAACAAUUGUGUGGUUGAUUGUGCUAAAUAUGAGCAUAUAUUAAUGCCUCAUAUCCUUCAAUUGUAUGCUUCUAAUGGAUUCUUCCCAGUUGCUGAUUACACAUUGGCACAUCAAAGCCCUUCAAUUUUCCUCUGUCAAUCCAUGUGGGUAAUUAUAUAAAAGAGUGUUUUAUAAAUAA
Molecule: messenger RNA, 1893 nt
Organism: Phalaenopsis equestris
Lineage: Eukaryota; Viridiplantae; Streptophyta; Magnoliopsida; Asparagales; Orchidaceae
Product: zinc finger protein ZAT9-like
Exons: 1
Coding region: 211-1326 (371 amino acids)
Biological process (GO): regulation of DNA-templated transcription
Source: RefSeq, a predicted model, not a curated record